This is a messenger RNA of Trypanosoma cruzi, 2235 nucleotides long. RefSeq lists its product as uncharacterized. Gene Ontology annotation, molecular function: protein binding. Bases 1 to 2235 code for a protein of 744 amino acids. Gene Ontology annotation, biological process: establishment of meiotic spindle localization; mitotic cell cycle; spindle organization. Gene Ontology annotation, cellular component: spindle pole. The transcript has a single exon. The record is from RefSeq and is a predicted model, not a curated record. Lineage: Eukaryota; Euglenozoa; Kinetoplastea; Trypanosomatida; Trypanosomatidae.
AUGCACAUUGAGGAUAUGCCUCAUUCUUUUGCACCGCCAUCUGCGCAGUCGGCCUCCACAGGGAUGCAACGCAGCCGGUCACACGCGUCAUAUGGCAGUGGGUUUCGCUCUAGCGCCAAUGGACCCCGCAGUGACUUCUCCCGCGCUACCCAAAGCAACUGCAACACACACUCUCGGCAAAUGACACGUGUUUUUUUCUGCAGUGACUCCACCACAAUGACGAAUAUAGUUCCCAGCCGUACGAGCCAGGAUACUUUACGGUAUCUGACGAAUGCAACUGCAAAGAAGCACUCCAUUUUUGAGAGGUUUUUGCAGCAGAUGAAGAAGUACCACACCUUUCAGCCUUCAUUUGUUGAGGAUGGUGUUUACAGCACGUUGAUGGCGUCGAGAAGGGAUUCGGCCAGUAAUGCCUGGGAUACAGUUGGAAAAAUACUGGACGCAUCAUCUUCUUUUGCCAUAAGACACAACGCCGACGGCCACUUUUUGACAACGGUGGAGAAUAUUCCUUCAGUAAUAAGGCAUAUUUCCAGCAAAUCUUAUGAAGCACCUGCGAACAGGCCUUUUAGUGGCGAUUCCUUGAAGCUUUUAUCUCCCCUUUCAAUUAAAGACAAAGAUGAUGCCGCAUUUUAUCUCUGGCGACGUGAACACUCAAACGCAUCGCCUGACGAAGUGCGUGAGGAGCUUCAAUUUCGAGAUAAGGAACGGGCGGGUGAAUGGAGGAAGUUUUUUGCCUCAAAGAAGCUGCAGUGGAAAGCUGACCUUGAUGUGCUUUCCGGGAAUUCACGGGAUGAUAUGUCGUUGCAAUCCACCCCGGCCUAUCCCCGUGAGAAGGAGCAACCGGAAUUACCCACGGAGUUAUUGGAUAAGCAAAUUGAACAGGGAUUGUUGUGGGGUGUAUUUUCCAAUGGUGAGAUACAGGCCAAGCACGGGAAGUCAGCCGCAGUGGAACGGGCACCGACCCUCGCAACAGAAAUUAUCAGCGACUACCGUAAAAGCAAUGAACUGCAGGAAUGGAUGGAGAGGAAGUGGAGACAUCACACACACCGCCAUGAGAAUGCUGCUCUUCGCAUUCAGUGUGCGUACCGCUGCCACCGGGCCAGGCGAGUUGCAGCACGACGACGAUACGCAAGACGUCUCGCGUUCAUGGAAGCUCGGCGGGUAGAGGAGGAGAGCAUGCGCGCAUGGAGUACCGCCCUGCGAGUGAUGACGGAUGAAUUAAAUAACACCGGGGAUAACUUUAACAGUACAUGGCGAUCGUUGAAUUUUGUUUUCUCGAAGUUACAGGCCAAAGCGAUAGCACGAAGGGCGCGAAAAAAGGCGGAAAUGGAUAGUGACUGUGAGGUAAAGGAGUACGCGGCUACGACGAUACAGCGUGUUUAUCGUGGUUACUGUGGCAGGCAGUUGGCGAGGAUUAUUCGUUUCCCAGAAGUUUUUGAGCAGCUACGUCGUAACCGUUUGCAGGCGGCUGCAAUUAUGCUGCAAGCUACAUGGAGGGGAUGUGCAACGCGUGCGAGGAUUCGUCGACAAACUGAGGCCGUUCUUCUCAUUCAACGACUUGUGCGGUCGUCUGCUGCCCGAUCGCGCUUGCGUCAUCUCCGUGCGACGAGGCGGGAAGAAAGGGAACAGUUGACGUCGCAGUUUGCUGCAAAACUAGUGUGCCAUUUUCUAAAGGGAAUCAUUGUUUGUCGUCGGGAGCGCAUAUUGCGGUUUCGUGAGCAGGCGGAGUUGUUGCAACGCGUCACUUCAGGUUUAUUUGCCCGACAGACCAUGCAUCGACUCAACCAGUCGCUUCUGCGGUUGGUACUGUGGACUCAGCGGCGUUUUCGUAGUGCACGGGGUCGGGAGUUGGCGCGACAGCAACGGGAACUGACGGAUGCGCUCUUCCAACAUCUUCGCCGUGUCGACGCAGCCACAGUCAUUAAGCGGGCCUGGCGACGGAGUGUCAUGGCUGCGGCAAAGGCCCCAAGAGUGGACAUGGCGGAGAAGAGGAACUUCAAGUCGACUGCGAUAACGGAGCACAGUAUGGAAGAGGCUGUUGUGAUGAUUCAAAAUUGGUUUAGAUGCAUGCGCAUUCUUCGCCUGGAGCGUGCAGAACGUGACGCGGCUCGUGAACAAUUACUCUUAAGGGAGAGCGCGGAGCGCAUUCUUUGUUUUUAUCGCAGGUGUAAAUCGUUGCGAUCGUCUCCACCGCCGAGAACUCAACAGGUCGAUCGCAAAAAAUUAGGGAAUAUGUGA